Messenger RNA from Hemicordylus capensis (graceful crag lizard), 3056 nucleotides. RefSeq names its product coiled-coil domain containing 28B (gene CCDC28B). Bases 439 to 1005 code for a protein of 188 amino acids. The record is from RefSeq and is a predicted model, not a curated record. The transcript has 6 exons. NCBI's taxonomy places the organism in Eukaryota, Metazoa, Chordata, Lepidosauria, Squamata, Cordylidae.
GGGCCUCCGAUGAUGCUACUUGUAGGCAGGAAGAGGCAUUUUAGGGAUUUGGAGGGGACCUCGGAGGUCUUCUAGUCCAGCCCAGCCAUCUUAAGCCUUCUUCUACUACUCUAGCCGCUGCCACCGCCGCCACAAAUUAGCGUUUUCAUAAUGUGGCUAACUAGUGUCCCUCUAAGGAGAUGCUGCAAAGUUAUAAAUGAAAAAAAUGCAAGUGCAAGUGAGUGAGUGUUAUAUAGUCGCAUUUGUGGGCAUGGCACUUCACUAAGGGUUAGAAGAUGAGUCCCUGUCCCAAGGAGCAUGCAGGCUAAAAUCCAUGCAAGGUAAACAACAGAGGGAAGAGGGAAGCGGAGCCAGGAUAAACUGGUGCCGCCUGCCUGGGGACUUGCUUUUGCUCCUGAGCUCCCAGUGGCUGGCUGAGACAGACAACCCCCCCGAGAGAUGGAAGAGAAGAAAAAGAAGAGGAGUCCCAAGGCUCACAUGGCCCAGCCGGUGCCCUCCAGUGCCCUGCGCAAGCUGCCCGUCCCUGCCAGCAAGAGCACCUCUUUCUCCCUGGGGAUGCCUCACCUCCCUUCGCCAAAGCAAAGAGCCAAGUUCAAGAGGGCCAACAAGGAGAAGCCACGAGCCCCGCAGCCCGGAGGCAGCGCCGGAGCAGCCAUGGGCACGCCCCUCCAGCACUCCUUCCUGACCGACGUCUCGGAUGUGUACGAAAUGGAGGGGGGGCUCUUGAACUUGCUGAACGACUUCCACUCGGGGAGGCUGCAGGCCUUUGGAAAGGCGUGUUCCUUUGAGCAACUGGAGCAUGUGCGGGAGAUGCAAGAGAAGCUGGCCCGCCUGCAUUUCAGCCUGGACGUCUAUGUGGAGGAGCUCUCGGAGGACCAGAAGAAAGCCGUGGCUGACAGGAACCUGGAUCAGCUCCUGACAAAUCUGGAAGAACUCAGUAACUCCAUCCAAAAGCUCCACUUGGCAGAGAACCCGGACUUGGAGGAGGCAUCCGCUGUGGUCUAGAGGAGGCCAAGAGGCUGCCCAGCCCUCCUCUCGAGCUUCGGCAGCAGGGAGCCUCAGGAAAGGAGCCGCUGUUGCUGAGCGAAGAAGAGCCUUGAGUUCGAGGCUGCCUCUGAACCACCGUCCAGGGAAGGACAGACAGCUGUCCCCAGUUAGACGCUGCCACCUGAUUUGCCAAGGCAGGGAUUUGGGGAGGGGCCAGCGUUCAACCUGCCAGCCGAAGAAUCUUAUGGAAACGCAGCCAACUCCCAGGCCGCUGGUUGGAACCAGGAGACAGCUGUGCACAAACAGAAUGGAAGCAAGCCGGGGUCAGGGUGGGGGGCGGCAGUGGGUAGGGCUCCUGCGCCUUGGGAUUGCGGGUGAUCCAAGUGUUGUGCCCCAGGAUCCAGGGUGCCCUUUCAAGGGGACUUGGGGUGUUCCUCGUGGACAAUGCAGAACCGCUGCUUUGAGCGGCAGCAUCACUUGUGCCCAGCUGAAGUGGUGCACGGUUUGGAAUUAGGCUCCAUCCAGAAGCCUUGUUUGCAGACUAGUGUGAAGGAUGCAUGUACCAUCUGUGUGCAGUGUACACGUGUGCAGAGCUGUAUGCACAUGCAGUGAUUAACAUGCUUGAUACACAUAUAGUACACUUCCUACCUGUCUCCUGCAUUGAAGGGGGGCUGUACCCAGGACCACUUUUAGAUUGAACGCACAUACAGUCAUUCACACACAAGCAGGUGCAUGUGUACAGAUACUUGUGUACACACACACACAGAGCGUAAUGUCUGGAGUGGUUAGGGCUACACAUUCCUUAGAAUUCAGGCUGGCUGCUCUCCCCUAACCCCCCCCCCACUGCUGUUCCAACCUGGCUUCUCCCUGCCUUUGCAGCUCACAUGACAGAUGUACUAGGCAGCAAGUCAAACGCUGCUCUUGUAGUCUAACAUGCCCCCCAUUCCCACGCAUCAAGCAGCCUAUGCUGCUCCUCUGCUUCCCCCCUCCUUACUGCAGCAUGAACUUGAAUGUGCCUUCCUGCCCAUUUUGAACCUAGAAAAAUUGCCCCAGGGAGGGGAACUGACCUUGUGACAUCACUGACAUCAGCCAAUCAGGGCUCUGCGUGCCCAGAUUUGGCAAAGAGGAAGAACCAGUUUCCCCCAAAUUCAGUCCUAAGGAACACUUGUACAUCCAUACAAAAUGUGGCGAAUGAGCAUGCUUUGCCUGCAGGCUGACUACUGCAGGAGAGGAGAGCUGGUCUUGUGGUAGCAAGCAUGACUGGUCCCCUUAGCUAAGCAGGGUCUGCCCUGGCUGCAUAUGAAUGGGAGACCAGAAGUGUGAGCACUGUUAAAAUAUUCCCCUUAAGGGAUGGAGCCACUCUGGGAAGAGCAGAAGGUUGCAAGUUCCCUCCCUGGCAGCAUCUCCAAGACAGGGCUGAGAGAGACCCCUGCCUGCAACCUUGGAGAAGCCACUGCCAGUCUGUGUAGACAAUACUGAUCUGGAUGGACCAAGGGUCUGACUCAGAAUAUGGCAGCUUCCUAUGUUCCUUUGUCUGAACAGCAUCACAAGUUAAUAGCAACAAGAACAAACACCUCCAGUUCUGAACAGAUUCACCAAGAAUGAGAGCUUCCGUUGUAACAUCGGCUACUAUGAUGUGACCUCAAAGUGAUCCCUGUUAUCGUCUAGCUGGAUUGAGAAUUCUGUGAAUCUCGAAUCCUGGCAUGGAGGAGGGAGCUUGAACUCUACCUGGCUCUGAUCCAGACUCCAUUCCCGCCCCCACUGCUGUUGAUUUGGAAAACAACCCCAUCGGUGCCAAUGUACAAGGAAGCAAGCAAACAUAGACAGGCCACUCAUGCCGUUCUCCUCAUAUGCCGCUUGACCCUUGAGCUAUGUAAAUAGUGAUCUGGUGUAAGUUGCAAUGUAAUAAUUAGCAGAUGGAGUGAUUUGGUGACUGCUUGUGCUGCAUUCAUUGGAGACAAAAGGAUCAAACAAGUGCAAGGAAACAUCAAGUUCCAUCCCUUGAGAAUGACAUCGUCCUCCCUUCUUAACAGCUGUUAACAUUUCAUCUAAAUAAAGUUACUACAUCA